AGUGAAGUCAUGCCUCUCUUCCCCUCCGUCUUAUUUCUGAUCUCUCGUUUGCUGCACCUCACACUGACUCCACCCUUGGCAAACUUUGCGCUUCCCUCUGUCUUGUGAAACCUCUACUUAAAAAUAUUCGUUAGACGACGUCUAUGUAAUAUUCUUAUGCAUAUUUCUGUGCUGGGAAAAACACUUCAUAGAUCGGUUGACAUAGAACUUAGGGGCAUGAGAAGGACGUGCUUGAACACAGCUGUGAGCGACUCCACCCUCGACAAACUCUGUGUAUGUGAAUUGUUGUAGUUCCUCUUCUCUGAUCACUCUAUUGCUUACUGUCUUCAGUGCAGUGAUGCUCUAUCUGCUAUAAAUAAAUUUAAAACGUAUAGUUAUAUGUGAAGUGAUUUUGUAAUGAUUUCGAACAAAGAUACAACAGCUGAGCGAUGUAUCACCUGAAGGUGCUGGACGCUAGGAUGGGGAGCCAUGUGUUCAUCUGAAAAUAUUCAACUUGAGCAAAAGACACUACACUUCAGCCUAAAUCUCAAUAAAAAAACUGCUUCUGAAGUUCAGCUUUAGCUUCAUAUCUGCAACAGGCAUGCAAAAUAAGAUGAAAAUGCAAUGGAAAAUAACCCAUAGUGAGAUAUUUCUUUAAUCUUCGCAUUCAAACACUAAGUAAAUCUGAGGUCAUGCUGCUUGUUUCUUCAAAGAUGGACAGUAGAAAUCAAUAUUAGUCGAAAGUCGUGAGAAAAUAAACUAUUCUGCAUGAUGGCUGACAUUGCAUCUCUACUGAGCUGUCUACUGGCUUUCCUCUUCCCCAUCCAUGGCGCUGCUAAUCUCAACCUCUACCUUAAAAGAGAAGAAGUCAAAGGGCUCCUAGGUUUGGAUUCAGAGCUUUACUACGUACGGGCUGGAGUAAUUAACACAUACGCUCUGGGCUACACGGUGAAGGUUCCCUCCAACACGACCGGCCUUCACUUCACGUGGAGCUCACAAGCCAAGCGACCGAUGCCGUACGAAGCAGCGGUGGAGUACGACAAGAGCGAGGCCAUGUUCCAGCCGCGGCUCAAUAUUUCAGCCAAAGGCUUCGUUCCAAGCGAGCCUAGUACCUUCAGGCUGACGCUGCCGUGCUCCGGGCGCGCGGACGCUGAGGUGCUCGUAGCGCUGCAUCUGAACGUCUCCGACCGCCACCACAACCUCACUUCGGUCACCUUCCGCCGCAAGAAGAUCUGCCUCAAAGCUAAACCCGAGAUUAAAGACCCCGACGCGGACGAGCGCAAGGAGUCGGUGUUGGUGUCACCGCAGUUCGCGCACGCGUCGCUGGGCACCGUGUACGUGGCCAUGGGCUGCGCGGCUACCGUCACGGUGCUGGUCAUCACACUCACUGCCAUCGUCUACCUCAGGGUUAAGCGGUCGCGGGACUCUAGCAGCACGAUCACGAGUCGCUUCUACAGCAGCCCCAGCUACUUCGGCUCCGGACGACCCCCAGCCUCGCUCAGGAGCAACUCCUACGCCACCAUCGCCUCCUGCAAGCACCUCACCACCAACACCAAGACUGUUUUGGUGGAAAACCGCAACCCUCUCGGUUACGACCUCAGCUUCUCCUGCGUCGGCAACAUAGAAAAUGGCGUUAAAGAUCCUCAUAAAAACGACAUCCAAGAAACUCCUGAAAAAUUCAAAGACUUGGCAACUUCAUCCUCUGUUUUGGGCUGUGGAAACAACGGUUCAACUGAUAACAAUUUGUCGAAGAAUGUCAUUAACCUAAGCAGUCGAAGCUGCGUUAGUGAAACAAGGCCAUUCACGAACACUUCUUCCAGUCUUUUUGGCAUAGACAAAAAUAGAACUUGCACCAGCAGCAGCGUAGCCGGUGUCAGGGAUGGCAUGAAAAGCAGCGCCGAAAAUUCACAACGUGCGCCACCAAAGCUCAUGGAGAUUGCUGGUUUCUCGAGCAAGAAUAUCAAUAAGGGUGCAGCUUCAGGCAUAUGCACCACACUUAUAGCGGCUAGAGAAGAAGCUCGUGCCAACAGUAGAGGUGGGAGUACCGGAGGUAGCAAUUCUCUUCACUAUGCAAGCUCUCCUCUCAGUCAAGUAUAUUCGACGCCAUACAAUGCUUCUCCUGCACAUUCUUGGCAUCCCAACAGUAGGAUUUCUAUUGCCUCUUCCUGGGGCGCUACUUUGCGUUCGCAAUUCUCAUGGCGGGAGAGCAGAAGAAAAGACACUAAGGAGACAAUCAAGAGCUUGGAAGUGGACAGAUGGAGGGUUGUGGUCGGAGACAUGACCCACGGAGGGACGUUUGGCCGGGUACACGAAGGCCUCUGCAGGCACCCGAACUCUGGCGUGUCGCAGCCUGUGAUCGUAAAAACGGUGUCCGGCGCGGCGUCAGCCAGCCAAGCAAAGCUGGUGUUGCACGAGGGGUUGCUCAUGGCGGGGCUGCAACACCCCAACCUCCUCCCCAUCAUGGGUGUGUGCACAGCGUCUCCUCACGCCCCUCUGCUCCUCUAUCCCCUACAUGCGGGGUCACAUAACCUCAAGCAGUAUCUGAUGAAGAGCGCGUCAGGAGGCGCAGGCGUCGCUAAGCUGCUGACCCACGACGCCGUUGGUCUCGCCAUUGGGGUGUGCAAAGGCUUGCUGCACCUGCACCACAGCGGCAUCCUGCACAAAGACGUAGCCACCAGGAACUGCACCAUCGACAGCGAGAUGUGCGUACGCGUGUGCGACACGGCGCUGUCGCGAGACCUGUUCCCCGGCGACUACCACUGCCUGGGGGACAACGAGAACAGGCCUGUCAAGUGGCUGCCCCUGGAGACCCUCCAGCACAACUCCUUCAGCGCCGCCGCCGAUGUGUGGAUGUUCGGGGUGCUGGUGUGGGAACUUAUCACCCUGGCGCAGGCGCCCUACGUCGAGGUCGACCCCUACGAGAUGCUCGCCUACCUGCGCGACGGAUACAGACUCGCGCAGCCCAGGAGCUGUCCUGAUGACCUGUUCGGCGUGAUGGCCGUGUGCUGGGCGCCGCAGCCAGACGACAGACCGUCCCUGCAGGAGCUGCUCGCCUGCCUCGAGGCUUUCCACAACACGCUCACCGCCUUCAUCUGAAGCUCUACGUGGUUCUUCCUGCUCCAGCAGCUGAUAUUUAUUUUGUUGGAGCUGCUCUUACUACUCCAGGAACUGUGCUUACUCCUCCAGCAGCUGUUUUUUUCUCCUCAUGGAGCUGCUCUUACUCCUCCAGGAGCUGUUCUUAUUCCUCCAGGACCUGUGCUUACUCCUCAUGGAGCUGCUAUUACUCCUUCAGCUUUUCGAGUGCCUCGAGGCUUCCCACAAAACGCUCACUGCUGUCAUCCGAAGCUCUUCGCAGUUCUUGUCUUGUAGUUCCUCGUCGUGGCAUUAUUUCGCAGCAUUACCUGCAGUGUUUCAUUUGAAUAUUGCGCUGUGAUUUCUUAGGAAUAUCUUUUUCUUUCAAUUGAUCGAUGAGUGCGCAACGAUCCGCAAUCGGAAUCAAGUACGUUGAAAAUAUUAUUUUUUUUUGCUUUAUUUUAAAAAUACUACUAUUCUACAUUGCAAUGCACUUUUUUCGAGAGUUCCGGUACUAGACUUUUGCCUCAAUUGAAGGAUUCUUCAAUGCUCCGUUUACGGUACGAGGGCGCAACUACAGUUGAGUAGAUCUCUUCAAUGACAUUACGGAAAAAAUAGAAAGAAAUUCUUGCAAAUAUCUCAACUUCUUCGUAUACUAUCCUAAGGCCUUGUUCUUUGUCGUAACGCUUGUUAAGGAUACGUUUACUUCCAUGUUUACCUCUACAUUCUAAUAUACACACGUCAUGGCGGAUGAUCAGUUUUCUUGGGAUUAUUUAUAUAGCGUUAUAAAUUUAUACUCUCGGUUAAAGAUUCCUCAUAAAGGCUUUUUCAACCUCGGGAAAUAUAGCUUUUGUGCAAAAUUUCGUUUGCAUUUACUCAAUAUGU
Hyalella azteca is the source of this 3936-nucleotide messenger RNA. RefSeq names its product tyrosine-protein kinase RYK. Gene Ontology annotation, biological process: axonogenesis; protein phosphorylation; positive regulation of kinase activity. Gene Ontology annotation, cellular component: signaling receptor complex. Gene Ontology annotation, molecular function: ATP binding; protein kinase activity. The transcript is spliced from 15 exons. The record is from RefSeq and is a predicted model, not a curated record. The coding region runs from base 748 to 3075 and encodes 775 amino acids. NCBI's taxonomy places the organism in Eukaryota, Metazoa, Arthropoda, Malacostraca, Amphipoda, Hyalellidae.